UUACAGAGCGAAAAGCAUGAGUUUUCUUAGUAGUACAAGAGCACUGGGUCUGUUCAAGGGCCUGUCACUAGGUCCUGUCAUUCAGGUUCGUACUGCAACAAAGAAAGUUGCCGGUUCUAAGACGUCGAUGAAGGAUUCCGCGGGUCGUCGACUCGGCGCCAAAGCUGCUGAAAACGAACCUGUCAAGACUGGUCAGAUCUUGAUGAGACAACGUGGUACCAGAUUCUAUCCUGGUGAGAACGCAUCUAUUGGUAAGGAUCAUACUAUUUAUGCUACUGAACCAGGCUAUGUUCGUUUUUACCUUGAUCCAUUCCACCCAAAUAGAAAAUUCAUUGGUGUGGCAUUGAGUCCAGAGCUGAGAUUACCAACUCCUCAUUUCGAGCCAAGAGUGAGAAGACUAGGCUACGUGCCAAUUGAAGAUGAAGCUAAAGCUUCAUUUGAAGAACAAAACUUGAAGCGUAAGGAUCACUUGCUCAGACCAACCAUCUUGAAGGAACUACAGGAAAGAGCUGCAAAGAGACAAGCCAUUGUUGAACAGUACAAAGAACAGUUGAAGACAAUCGUUCCAGAAUUGUCUGACAACGAAUUGUCAAUCGCUGCUGAACGUCUCUCUAAUGUGAAGAAUCAUUUGAAGAAUGGUGUUACUCUACCAGAUGCUCAAGCCACAGUGACGAGCAUCCAUCUCCAAGAUUUGAAACUUCAGAAUAAGAAGGGUGCUAUCUCACCUGAGGAGUAUGAAACCUCAAAUUCGAACUAUCUUUCACUUAUAAAGAAGGUUGAUUCUUCAGUAUCGUUUGAUAACAAAUACCAAUUGACAAAAUUCCUUACCCCAGAGGCUAGACAGGGCAAACUUGAUGAGUUGGAGGCUCAAUUACAAUCUCUUACCGAAGGUAAAGGAAAGGAUUCAAAGAAGCAAUUGUCCAAGGUCCUGGAUAUGUCCACUCUGAUAACACCAGCUGAGAAAAAAUUGCUCCAUGCCAAAUACGUUAAGCCAUUGUUACCUUUGAAUCAUGGAUUGGCCAAAUCAGUUACUAAGCGUUGGAACUACGAGAAGAAGAGAGUCGAGCCAUUAGCAUGAAAUGAUACAUCUAUAUAUUGUCAACAAAUCAAAAAUCAUGUACAUAUCUUAGAUC
Messenger RNA from Williopsis jadinii, 1133 nucleotides. It is a transcript of the gene MRP7, whose product is annotated as mitochondrial 54S ribosomal protein bL27m. Lineage: Eukaryota; Fungi; Ascomycota; Saccharomycetes; Phaffomycetales; Wickerhamomycetaceae. The transcript has a single exon. The coding region runs from base 17 to 1078 and encodes 353 amino acids. Gene Ontology annotation, biological process: translation. Gene Ontology annotation, molecular function: structural constituent of ribosome. Gene Ontology annotation, cellular component: ribosome; mitochondrial large ribosomal subunit. The record is from RefSeq and is a predicted model, not a curated record.